GCCUUUCUUCCUCGUAACUUCCGCGCAAGGCCACAACAAUGAUGGAUACCCAUCCAUGAUAUCAGCACAUUUCAUGUAGUGUGAGACACAUUUUUAAACUCGUGCUCCAAACAGGGACCUUAUUGGUUUGUUUUUGUUUCUGAUAUCUUACAUUUGUCUCAAACUGGAGUGAAGCCUUAGAGCAGCGUCCUGUCAUGGAGGAGGAGGCUGCAGGAACACCAGAGGAGCAGCUGACCAGGCAGCACCGCAAAGAAAAGAAAGACUUACAGGGUAACUAACCUGAAAUUCUUCUUUGAUUUAGAAUAAUUCACUUCAUAAAUAAGAUUUAGACUUUGCCGUCUCUUCCUUUGAAUCCAAUGUUAAUGUUUACGUUAUUGAAAUAUAGCAAAACCCAGCUACAAGCAUAAAGAGGUUACCAUUAUAAUAAUAAUAAUAAUUGUGUUAUACUCUAUCCAGGUGCACCAGCCCAGCUUUUUAAUGUAGUAGAUUUUGGGUUACGUUUAAUGGAAAAUCACUGGGGGCACAAAACAGCUGCUUCUCAGAUCUGUGCUGGCUGAAAAUGUUCACCUUUCUGUACCUGCAGCUUUACUUUUCUCACACUUUGUUUGACUGUCAGCUAAAAUCCAGAGCAUGAAAAAUGCCAUCCCCAAAAAUGACAAGAAAAGAAGGAAACAGAUGACAGAGGAGAUCGCCAAACUAGAGGCCGACCUCAGCCAGAAACACGAGGAGGAAAUCAAACAACUCAAACCCACCGUGGAAACAAAGGUAUCUGCCCUAAAUUUACCAACACAUCUCUCAUCUGUUUACAGUUUUUAACACAGCUUCCUGUGCCAGAUCUACUUUUACACGUCAAUCCCUGAGUUUAUUUUAUGAUAUGUGCUCAGUUCUUGAAUAUUCUCAUGCAUGAAUAUUUCAUUCUUCAUGUGUCUCAGGUGGAUGGGUUGUCUAAUGGAGUUGAGGAUCUGAAGAUUGAGGCUGAAGAAAAACAAGAGGUCACACAGCCACGCGUUACAAAGGCUCAGAAGAGAAGGGUGAGAAACAGGUUCCACCUCAAAUAGGAUUGUUUGUGUUCAUGUUCUGUUUGUUAUUGCCCACAGCAGUGUUACUAACUCUGACACCAUCAGCGUGCAGUGUUAAAGAUAAUAAACAUUAGCCUCAUUUCCUGGAGUUUUCAUGCUUGAGAUUUUUCACAUAUGAUGGUCAUGAUCAGGAAAAUAUCAAAUUUUUUCUCUUCAGGAUAAAAAGGCCGCUCAGGAGAAGGAGAGAGAGAGCCGGAUAGCAGAGGCGGAGGUGCAAAACCUGCAGGGUGUGAGGCACCAGGAGGGUUUGGUUCUGGCUCAGAAACUUGCUCAGCAGCAGCUCCAGAUCAAGGAGAUCUCGUCUGAUGGUCACUGCAUGUACCGAGCCAUUGAAGAUCAGCUUACACAGCGCUCACAGGUUGAUGUUUUCAUACUCAAAGGUGUAGUUUGAAUAUUAAAACAGAAAAUGCUUACACCUGCUGUUCUUCUGCUCUCUCUUAUUCCAGCCUGGGUUAGUCAUGAGUGUGAAGGAGCUGCGAUCCCGCACUGCUGAGCACAUGAGAAACCAUGCUGACGACUUCCUGCCUUUCCUCACAAACCCCAACACUGGUGACAUGUACACAACCGGUAACAGCAAAGUUUGAUGUCAUAUUUUAUGUAAGUGUCUAUAUAAAAUGUGUUUUAAUGAGAGUGUUUUUGCUUAACUUUCUAGAUGAGUUUGAGAAAUACUGCAGUGAGGUGGAGCACACAGCAGCUUGGGGUGGACAGCUGGAAGUGAGUUGUUUAAAUUAAGUAGGAAUUGUAACCCUUAUGUUUUUGAGCACUUUUUCAUGAACUGUUUUAAUUGUCAUCCCUGACAGCUGCGAGCUCUGACUCAAGUGCUUCAACUGCCGAUAGAAGUGAUUCAGGCAAACUCCUCAAAUAUCAAGAUAGGAGAAGAAUUCAGUAGUGAUCCAAUCACUCUUGUGUAAGUUACGCUCUGUUUUGUUUUGUGCUCAAGUUUAAUAUUUGCAUUUUCAUGUACAUGAUAUUUGCAAAACUAGUUGAGGCUAAAGAGUGGAUAACAGAUAGGAGAAAAUGGAGGCUUUUACUCUGAAAUGAGUUGGAGAUAUCUUGGUAUAUCUCACUUCUCUGGCUUCAGAAGGUGAAGCUGAUUGGUCGCACAAAGCCGAUUAUCUACUUAAAACAUAUGACCAAUCACAGACAGAUGUAAUAUUUGAGCUGCAGCUGUGACUUUUUCUGAGAGGGAGAUGUGUGAAUCUAACAUAUUAAGAUAAACAGGGGACUGUUCUGUGUAUGCUCACGUGGGACGAAUGUUAGAUUUGGGUCUACGUUAACUGUAUGCUUGGACUCAGAUUACUAACACAGCUGCUAAAAGACAAACCUGUAUUCCUGUCAUUCAUUCAUUAACUAGAACUGUUUAAAAUUAAGAUUUUAAAAUGCACUUUCUUAUUGUUUGCAGCUACAUGCAUCACGCCUAUGGACUAGGAGAGCACUAUAACUCAGUGGAGCGGUUAAAGGACCCCGCUAAUACAGAGGACAGCUGAGAGUCGACGCAGUCUCAGAGUGAUAUAAACCAGAGUUUAUCCAGCUCAGAGUGUCCUGUCCACUCAGACUAAAUACAGUUUUUGGAAUGAGACUGACCCUCUUAUUGAAGACACUGUAGUUUUCAGAUUGGGUUUAGCAGAUAGGGCGUGUUCUCUGUGUUAAAAUUAACAUCACCAAGUGAAUGGAAAAUAUCACAGAAAGAAGCUACAUCUUCUGAUGAUUUUACAAAGCCCCCAGUGACCCCCAGAGAUCUAUUCAACACGCACUGGUGAUGAGAUGUGACACAUUUGAUCUUUUUCAGGGCAGUAGAAAUGAAUUCAGUCAUGUUGAGGUUUGUUGACAUCCUGCAGCAUUCCUGAAAUAUACUGAACCUGUCAAUCAUAUCAGUCUGACAUAAACAAAUACAAUAUGAAUGAGCUGUUUUGUCUUUAUUUUAAUUUUUUUAAAUGCAGGAAAGAUUUGAGAAUGAAUCUAUGUUGCAUUUAAAUCACAGGGCUCAUUUCUUUAACUUUAUCUGCAAGGAAAAGACACCACACUUUUGUUUUUUUUGAUCCAGAGCUUAGAUUUAGUAUGACUGACUGACUCAGUGCAAACUUAUUUUCCUUGUUCUCGUAAAGUUACAUAUUCUGGAGAUAUGACACUUCAAUUUUCUUGCAUGUCAUGAAACAAUGUCAGAAAAUGCCAGUAGUAGAAAGUAAGUGAAUUUAGAGCAUGGGGUAGUCUUAUGCAAACAAAUGCAACUCUUAUCUUUUUUAUUUGACCAUUUUAGUGUGUUAUACUUCUAGAAGUAUUACAUUGUUCUGUACUUAACAAUUUAUGAUAUCUAUAUGGUUUAAUAAAUCCUGCAAUACUUGGUGUAGGGUUAUGAGUUGACAUUCAAAACGCAUACAAGUUUAUGUGGGUUGCAGAUAAAGCACACUGAGUGACUACAUUUGAAGAAGAAAGUCAUAAAUUCCACAAACUUUAAAAAAAAUUGCUUUAUUAUGUUGUGAGAGCAAGAAAAUAAAACUGAGUUGGCUCCUU
Molecule: messenger RNA, 3590 nt
Organism: Xyrichtys novacula (pearly razorfish)
Lineage: Eukaryota; Metazoa; Chordata; Actinopteri; Labriformes; Labridae
Source: the annotation of a GenBank genome assembly